Penicillium canariense is the source of this 1020-nucleotide messenger RNA. Its product is annotated as SGNH/GDSL hydrolase family protein. The transcript is spliced from 4 exons. The coding region runs from base 1 to 1020 and encodes 339 amino acids. Gene Ontology annotation, molecular function: hydrolase activity, acting on ester bonds. The record is from RefSeq and is a predicted model, not a curated record. NCBI's taxonomy places the organism in Eukaryota, Fungi, Ascomycota, Eurotiomycetes, Eurotiales, Aspergillaceae.
AUGCUGUGGGCCCCAGAACUGAUGCUGACGCUUCUUCCUUUCGCUGCAUACAACACGGCAUCCCCAAUAUCGAGGGCAAGAGACAAAUUCGACUGGUCAUCCCAAAGGGCACUAAUUGCAUUUGGGGACUCCUACACCUACGUCCAAGGAACCCAUGGGCUCCAGAAUUACAGCUUCAUUGGCGAUCAAUUGAAUUUUGCAUACGACGCACAAACUCUGCUCUCGAACAAGAUUGUGCAAAAUCAAACCGCAUCCGCAGAAGGAGGCCCAAACUGGGUCGAGUACCUUACAAAAUGCGGCCUUCAACCAGGCCUGACGUCGCCGAAACACUGCAAAAAGCAGCUCUGGGACUUCGCUUUUGCCGGGGCAGACAUUUCAACAGAAUACACACCUCUCCACCACAACUUCACCGUCUCCCUCGUGAACCAAAUAACACAAUUCAAGUCCUACGCCGCUCCAGUGCUCCAGCAGUUCCUGCCACCCUCGCAAUCCCUAGUCGCAGUCUGGAUUGGCAUCAACGACGUCGGCGAUAGUUCAAAGUACGCCGUCGACUUCCCAACCUUCUAUGCUAACCUUACGCGCACACUGUUCACCUCCGUAAACGAGCUGUACGAUCUAGGCUAUAGAUCCUUCCUAGUCAUGAACCUGCCGCCGCUGGACCGGACACCAGGAAAUCAGGCGACGAGCACACCGCAUCCCAAUGCGACGCAGGUGGCGUGGUAUAACGAUGCGCUGGCGGAGAAGGCAGAGCUGUUUAGACGGGUGAAGGGUGAUGUAGAAGUGCGAGUGUUUGAUGCGCAUGCGAGGCUGAGCGCGAUGCUAGACGAGCCGGGCGAGUAUGGGAUUGUGAACACGACGAACUUCUGCGCCGGGUACGAUCAGCCUGACAUUGAGACAAAUUACCGCGCAUACGGAUGUCCGACGCCGCUGGAGACGUAUUUCUGGUUUAAUUCGGGGCAUAUGACGAGCCAUGUGCAUCGUAUACUGGCUGCGGAGCUGGAGGAUUGGUUGCAGGGGUAG